UCGAGUUUCUCGGCCAAAGAAAAACAAAGACAGCUCUUUCUCUCUCUCGCGCUUGCUUUUGUUUUUAGCUUUCUGCUUGAAUGGAGGGGCCUUAAAAAUAUUCUCUCUGCGUUGCGUCGUCCCCUGCUUUUCCUACAGUUUGUUAACGCAAAGCUCUGAAUCUUCAUCUUCUUUUAAGCUAUCUUUUCUUGUUGCUGCUCUUGAUAAACUGAUCUUCAGAUUUUAGCGGCAUUGUACAAAAAAUUUAACUUGAUGUCUCCACCACUGUUGGGGGUUGAGGGGCAAGAUCAGUGUAAUGUCUCUUUGAUGGCUUCUUCCGCAUCCGUAGACACUGUUUCUCAGAAUGGCUUGGGUUUGAAAGAACGCAACUAUCUCGGAUUGUCUGAUUGUUCUUCGGUGGACAGCUCUGGAGUCUCAAGUGUGCCUGAGGAAAACAAGAACAAUUUAAAUCUUAAGGCCACAGAACUGAGGCUUGGUCUUCCUGGAUCUCAAUCCCCUGAACGUGAUCCAGACUUCUCCCCACUUAGCUCAGUGAAGCUUGAUGAGAAGCAGUUGUUUCCAUUGGUUCCUUCUAAGGAUGGAAUCUGUUUACUAUCACCAAAGACCGUUGUUUCUGGAAACAAAAGAGGCUUUGCAGACACUGUGGAUGGAUUUUUGGAAUCCAAAAGCACCAUCUUUACUGAAGGAAAUUGGAUUUUUAAUGCUGCAGGUUCUGAUACGGGAUCAAAAUUAGCUGGUAAUAUGCUUUCCCACAGGUCAUCUGGGACUCAGUCGACCAUUAAAACAGAUGUGCCAGCAAAAGCAUCACAAGAAUGUGACAACAAGAUAAAUGGUUCUAACACCAAUAGUGCACCUGCUGCCAAAGCACAGGUUGUUGGUUGGCCUCCCAUCAGAUCUUUUAGGAAAAAUACCUUGGCGUCGACCUCAAAGAACAAUGAUGAAGUUGAUGGUAAACCAGGUCCAGGCACCCUUUUUGUCAAGGUCAGCAUGGAUGGUGCUCCUUAUCUGAGGAAGGUGGAUUUAAAAACGUACUCCACAUAUCAAGAACUUUCUUCUGCCCUUGAGAAAAUGUUCAGCUGUUUCAUCAUAGGUCAAUGUGGAUCCGAGGGAGCUCCGAGCAGGGAAACGCUGAGUGAGAGUAAGUUGAAGGAUCUUAUUCAUGGAUCAGAAUAUGUGCUGACGUAUGAGGAUAAGGAUGGGGACUGGAUGCUUGUUGGAGAUGUCCCAUGGGAGAUGUUCAUUGCCUCGUGCAAGAGGCUCAAAAUUAUGAAAGGUUCUGAUGCUAUUGGAUUAGCUCCGAGGGCUGUUGAGAAAUCAAAGGUCCGGAACUAGCUCUAAAUGAGAACCGUCUCUUUCAUAUGACGAUGGACAGAAAAGCAGAUGAAUAUAUAGCGCUUGACUCAUCAGAGUGGCUUGUUGUCAAAGAUCACGUUUUCGGUGUUAUCUCACUGUUCUUUGCGUGAAAUCUGUGUCUACAUCUUUACUUUAUCCGAAUCUCCCCUAUUUUUAGUUGGCACAAUAGUUAUACUAAAUAUUUGCCAAGUUCUUCAUACUUCUCUAUUGGGAUGAAACUUAAAAACUUUGUAUUGAUGAAUGUGUGUGAUCUAAUACUUGUUAGAUAUGUUUCCAACUACUGUUUGGAUCGGCUGCACUGUGAUUGUGUAUUGCUUUUGUUAUAGAAAGUUAAUAUUUCCAGUUGAAGCUGGAUCUAUCUGACACUGAUUCAACAA
Sesamum indicum (sesame) is the source of this 1730-nucleotide messenger RNA. RefSeq names its product auxin-responsive protein IAA9. Gene Ontology annotation, cellular component: nucleus. Gene Ontology annotation, biological process: regulation of DNA-templated transcription. NCBI's taxonomy places the organism in Eukaryota, Viridiplantae, Streptophyta, Magnoliopsida, Lamiales, Pedaliaceae. The record is from RefSeq and is a predicted model, not a curated record.